GUGAUUAAAAUGGCUUUUAAUUUUCAUACAUUUUUAACAAUGGCCGUUGUAAUGGUGAUAUGUUUUCUACUGUGUUCCUGCCUUUGUAAUUACUUAAGCAGAAUGGAACAUAAAAUAUAUGGGGAAACUUUAAGUUCUCCAGUAAUAGUAACAUCAGCUUCACACACAGCACCUUAUGGUUAUCCAACUAUGGAAAUGUCACCAAAUGUUUCCACUGUACAUCAACAACCAUCACAUGUGGCAAUUCCAAUGCAAAUACAUUCGAAUGGAAUGCAACAACAAUCAAUUAUGAAUCCAUUUCAAUCAACACUCGGUCAAAAUUAUGCCAUGAAUCCACCUUCGUAUGAUGCAGCAAUGGCUGCAUCAUCAGGUCCACCCGCUCAAAUGCGAUACUAAAGUUUGAAAUGAAACAUAAUAUGAGUUAUAUUCAUAAACUAAUUCAGUAAUUUGUGAUAUUUAGUUUCACAUGUAAUUUAUUUAUUUAAAUUUUUUAUUAUGACCAUAAGUCCAUUUACAAGCUAUGUUUAAAAAUAUUUUCCAGUCAAUAAAUAAAAUAAAAUUAGAAUAAAAUUAGAAAUAAGUUUUUAUAUAUCGGCCAUGCUUUCACAAAUGGGACGACUUUUGACCUCAUCAUCAUAGAAGCUCCUUUUUUGAUAAUAUAUAUAGUAAUAUCAAUGGUGAUACUACUAAGAGUGGUAUCCUUCUUGAUACUAAGAAUGAGUAUUUAUUACUUUUAUUAUUAUUUAUU
This is a messenger RNA of Teleopsis dalmanni, 748 nucleotides long. RefSeq lists its product as uncharacterized. The transcript has 4 exons. The record is from RefSeq and is a predicted model, not a curated record. The coding region runs from base 10 to 396 and encodes 128 amino acids. Lineage: Eukaryota; Metazoa; Arthropoda; Insecta; Diptera; Diopsidae.